UUUUUUUUGGUCUCUGGUCUCUUCAACGAUCCUAAUUGUAACACAUUCCCCGAAGAGACCCAUUGCGUAUGCCCUUUCUUGCCUCGUGGACCACUUUUUAAAGCAGAGAGCAGAAUUAUAAAAUGAACCAAAUAUCCCCCCCCCAAUCGGUUGGGCGUCAAUUCGGAUCAUCAGGCUCAUCAUUUCCCAAGGUUUGCCUUGUUUAAUAAGUCAGUGAGUACGGAUAUUACCUGAAAGUAAAUUUGGUUGGGCAUCAACAAAGCAAGGCGCUUGCUUGGGUCAUCCCCCCGCCCCCCUUACUCCGUCCCGUGUAUCCCCUGAAACAAAGUCAAGGCAAACAAGGCUAUACCUUUGCCUCACUUUUUCCUUUUGGAAAAGAAGGUUAUUUUUUUCUCCUCCGAUACGGACCACUUGUCCAGUGUCGAUCGAUACGAUCACAAUCACAACCUCCGAGGUCAAACCUCUUUUUCUUUUGUGGUUUUCUGAAAAAGACCCCCUUCACCCAGAAGAGUAACCCAGAGAAUCGACACCACCUACAUACAAGGAGAAGACGACCUGAAACGUCAACAGCAAUGUCAACCACACCGACCAUUCACGUCCUGGGCGUGUUUACCGAGUCCUCACCGUUUUCGAGUCUCCAAGACAAAUCCAAUGCGACUCGUGCCGAACAAAGACUACACGGCCGGAUUGUCUUGAAGAAACAGACCAGAGACUCCACCUCGUUCGACCACGUCGACGUCCAGGUCCACGGUGCGAUCCGAAACACGAUCGGAUCCAAAGUGGUAGUGGAGAGAUUCUCGUCAUCGACCGAAACGUUGAGUGCCCUCGAUCUCAAACCUGCGUACUCUGCGACCGGACAAGACACGCAGGCACAGGAACGAGAACAGGAACAGCACCUCGACUUUUCGUGUUUGGUACCGACGAUGCCCAUCAACGGGCGAAAGACCGUACACGAAAAAGGACGCGGCGAGGAGGGUGAGAGCGUCGCCUCGACGACCACCGACGACAAAACCAACGACGGCUUCAUCCCUUCCAUGUCCAUUUCCGGAUCGACUUACGUCACUCGAGUCACUGCCAUAAGGGACAGACACCUGGUCCAAGGACGUUGUGAGGUUUUGUAUUGGUUGGAAGCAGUGUUUUUGAAGUCGACUUCGACCAACUCGAGGAACAACCACACAACCCAUGUGGUCCGCCGUCUGACUUGUCCGGUGGACAUUUCAUCACCUUGUACACCGUUGGAGGUCUGCGCUGGUGACGACUCCGGCACCAGUACGGCUACGACUAUCACCAAACAGAUCGCAAAACCUCAGACAUGGGCGACCACGUUCCGUUGUCUCUCCUCUCCCCAUCAUCAUCAUCAUCGUCGUCGUCAUCAUCCACAACCAGCAGAGAUUUCAAUCAGUCUACCUCGGAAAUUGGGUUGUAUCGUCUGUGACUCUUCCAGACUUGCCACGGGUUGUCGGAGAUUGACCAUACCUAUAUCUGUCAAUGUCAAAAAACCCUUGUCUCAACCACACCCACAAACACGAAACGUGGCUGCCGAUAAUGUUGCACCUACAGAAUCAUUACAAUGUUCCAUCAAUUCAAAAUGGUACACGAGACGUUCUUUCAACACCGGAUCUUCGGCGGUAGGGUCUUUGGUCACUUCCACCACCGUGUCGACCCACAAGACAACUUUGGUAACACCCCCCUUGUACUGCGACAAUCCCUCUCUUCCUUUUCCUGAACACAACAACAACUCGACCUACCCGACAACAACGACGACAACAACGACGACAACAACCAUGGACUUGAACCUACUCUUGCCAGAAUCUUCAACAACCACCCCUUCGGUGUCGUCCGACUUGUUGAACAUCAGCUACAACCUCGUAAUCGAAAUGCAAUUCACCCUCGUCGACCGAGACGGAGUCAAGACUUGCUACAAUACAGACUUGCAUCUUCCAGUCCAGCUCCGCACGGUUCACCCGCCGCAAGACGUUCUUCGGACGCAAUACAGUGGCAGCUUCGAUCCAUUGCUGGGAUAUGUCGAAGAGGAUCAUGUCCGAUACGCUCCACCUCCAUACAUCUGUUGAUUGCCGGUUUUGUAGUCAUGGUGGGAUUGGUUUUGUGGG
Molecule: messenger RNA, 2111 nt
Organism: Exophiala oligosperma
Lineage: Eukaryota; Fungi; Ascomycota; Eurotiomycetes; Chaetothyriales; Herpotrichiellaceae
Exons: 1
Coding region: 573-2072 (499 amino acids)
Source: RefSeq, a predicted model, not a curated record